This is a messenger RNA of Athene cunicularia (burrowing owl), 315 nucleotides long. RefSeq names its product feather keratin 1-like. Bases 1 to 315 code for a protein of 104 amino acids. Lineage: Eukaryota; Metazoa; Chordata; Aves; Strigiformes; Strigidae. Gene Ontology annotation, cellular component: intermediate filament. Gene Ontology annotation, molecular function: structural constituent of cytoskeleton. The record is from RefSeq and is a predicted model, not a curated record. The transcript has a single exon.
AUGUCCUGCAACAUCCCGUGCAUGCCCUGCCUGCCCUGCCAGCCCUGCGGCCCGACCCCGCUGGCCAACAGCUGCAAUGAGCCCUGUGUCAGGCAGUGCCAGGACUCCACCGUCGUCAUCCAGCCCUCCCCCGUGGUGGUGACCCUGCCCGGCCCCAUCCUCAGCUCCUUCCCGCAGAGCACCGCCGUGGGCUCCUCCACCUCCGCUGCCGUUGGCAGCAUCCUCAGCUCUGAGGGAGUGCCCAUCUCCUCCGGGGGCUUUGGCCUCUCCGGCUUGGGCAGCCGCCUCUGCGGCAGGAGGUGCCUCCCCUGCUAA